Nicotiana tabacum (common tobacco) is the source of this 2535-nucleotide messenger RNA. The record is from RefSeq and is a predicted model, not a curated record. NCBI's taxonomy places the organism in Eukaryota, Viridiplantae, Streptophyta, Magnoliopsida, Solanales, Solanaceae.
AUGCUGCAUCAUAGACUUACCAGCGAUCCUGUUCUGUCACCUUCUGAUUCCCAUGGUUUCAGGCCGGGAAUAUCAAGCGGUGCUGGUAGCAGUAAUAAGUCAGAUGGCUCAUCACCUGCUGGUCCUAAUGCUCGUUCAAUGCUUAAAAAUGAACAGGACAAGGCUGCUCAUUCUAAGGAUCCAACUGCUGGUCUGAAUAAAGAACGGGUGUUGGCAAAAGGCAGCAUUAAGUUAAAUAGUCGUGAGGAGAACCAUGCUGUCUGUCCCAGUCCAAUAACAAAAGGGAAGGCCUCAAGGGCACCACGAAGUGGCUCCCUUGCUGCUGCUAGUUCACCGUCUAACAUUCCCCGUUUACCUGGAACAUCGGAAAGCUGGGAACAGCCCCCAAAUGUCAACAAAAAUCUGGCUGUAGGCGGGGCUACAAAUCGCAAGCGUCCGUUGCCUACAGGAUCCUCGUCUCCGCCCAUAACCCAAUGGAUUGGUCAGAGGCCUCAAAAAAUAUCUCGUACAAGGAGGGCUAAUCUUAUCUCACCAGUUUCAAACCAGGACGAGGUGGAGGUGCCAUCCGAGGCAUGUUCACCUUCUGAUUUUGGAGCUAGGUUAACUCCUGGUGUAACAAGUGGUUCUAUUCUUUCAAAGGCUGCCAACAAUGUUACGCAAAACCUUAAAGUUAAAGCUGAAAGUAUUUUAUCCCCUGCCAGACUCUCUGAAAGUGAAGAAUCUGGUGCUGGUGAAGACAGAUUAAAAGAAAAGGGUGGGAGUACUUGUGAAGGUGAAGAAAAAAUUGUAAAUACUGUUCAGAGUAAUGGGAUCUCUACCUCACAUAUGAAGAAGAACAAAUUUCUUGUCAAAGAAGAAAUAGGUGAUGGCGUGCGAAGGCAAGGCCGAAGUGGAAGAGGCUCGGCAUUUUCUAGGAGCAGCAUUUCUCCUAAAAGGGAGAAGUUUGAAAAUCAAGUCACAGCGAAACCACUUCGUAACUCACGGCCAGCUUCAGAAAAGCACGGAAGUAAGUCAGGCCGUCCUUUGAAAAAGCACUUGGAACGCAAAGGGUUCUCUCGUCUUGGGAAUUCAUUGAGCAGUGGUUCUCCGGAUUUCACUGGUUAUAUUUUUGGUGCUGUCCCUGGUGCGGCUGGGGAAUCAGACGAUGACCGUGAGGAGCUUCUAGUUGCUGCAAAAUUGGCAUAUAAUGCUAGUUUUCAUGCUUGUUCAAGUGCAUUCUGGAAGAAAGUGGAUAGACUUUUUGCUUCUGUCAGUUCCGAAGAGAAAUCCUACCUUCUAGAACAGCUGAAAUCCGCGGAGGAAUCUCAUACCAAUCUCUAUCAAACAAUAAACCAUACCAAUGGUGUUCUGGAUGAUCAUGAUGAAACUGUUGAGAAGAAUAGAUGCAUCAAGAAUCAUAAUGGCUCGAAAGUAUCAUCUGAUACACAACUGGUCGAUCAAUUUCAUGAUUCUAUCCUAAGUGCAAAAUUUGAUUCAGAUAGAAUUUUUGAUAAAGUUACUCCACUUUACCAAAGAGUACUGUCAGCUCUAAUUCUAGAGGAGGAUAUUGAAGAAUGUGAAGAAAAUGGGUUUGACAUAUUUACGUCGCCGCAAAAUGGUCCAGAAACUUUAUUACAUGGUGCUUGUAUCAAUAAUUCUCAGACUAGAAAAAUGAAUAGGACAGAAGCUGAGUACGGGACAGAUUUUGAUUCUCAGCUAAAGAAAAAUGGGACUGGAAAUGAGUUUGUUUCCUGCAAUGGAUAUAGUGCAUAUCGUAGAAACCCUGAUGUCCGAGGACCUCCAUACAGUGAUGAGAUGUCACGAGGAGAUAAUGGAUAUUUGCAUUCAAAUGUUGGACUGUUUGUAGGCCUUUCCGAAUGUGAUCCAGAUGUACCACAAAGGUUGCAGAUUAGUAGUUUUGGUGUUUCCUCAUUUGAACGUCAAUAUGCAGAGAUGGCUCUUGAUGAUAAACUCUUGCUCGAGCUGCAGAGCGUUGGCCUCUAUAUUGAACCUGUGCCUGACUUAGAUGAUAAAGAAGAUGAAGUGAUCAACCAAGAAAUUAUGCAGCUGGAGAGGGGACUCUGUCAAGAGAUCGGUAAAAAGAAAGCAUAUAUGGAGAAAGUAUCUAAAGCACUUCAAGAAGGCAAGGACGUGCACGGAUGGGACCCGGAGCAGAUUGCAAUGCAUAAACUUGUUGAGCUGGCUUACAGAAAGCUCUUGGCGACUCGAGGAAGUCUAGCUUCCAAAAAUGGGGUUCCUAAGGUGUCAAAGCAGGUUGCAUUGGCUUUUGCAAAGAGAACACUUUCCAGGUGUCGGAAGUUUGAGGACACUAGAGCUAGUUGCUUUAGUGAGCCUGUGCUCCAUGACAUUAUUUUUGCCGCUCCGCCUCGUAUUAAUGAGGCAGAUCUUUUGGCUCGUGAAGCAGUUGGCUCAUGCCCUGUUAGUGCUGAUGGUGUUUUGGUUGAUCCAUAUGAAAGGUUUAAUCAUCAAUCUGAUCAAAGCCACUUCUACUCUUGGUGGAACUCUUCUCGGUGGUGCAAAAGGAAAGAGAAGUGA